CCAUCAUCCAACUCAUCUCAUUGCUCAGCAUCUCACACCCUGCACCCGCUCAAAUCUCUUGUUGUUCACAAUUGCGUUCUCUUACAACCCAUAUCCGACCUGCGCUCCCCUAACACUUCAUAAUGCCGCCUGCAGAGGCGGCGGGUCUCAAGAUCCCAUGCUCAAAUCCACAGAUUCUGCAGGCAGAGCUCGAUGCGCUCUCAGCCGUCCUUGACCAUCCCGAACGCGAGGAUACAUGGGAGAAGAUGGAGAAGGCCAUCAUACGCUUUGCGGGCGUCACUCGCGGAGGCGGGUACAAACAUCUCGACCUCUACGUGCGCGGCGUUGGUAACAAAGGCAUCGGCUUGCGCAUUGUCGACUGCAUGAUGUCGGACCGCGGACGUUUGUCCGGCGUAUCGACCGACCUGCUGCAAACAAUGGCACCUCGUCUCGCAUCACACUUCCUCCCCCUCGUCCAUUUAUACCUUCCUCCACUUGUGCGCCUUCUCGCUCGGCCUAACAAGGUGUUCUUUAAGCGUGCGGAGAAGGUUCUCGCCACCAUUAUCCAGCACUGUCCUCUCCCCAGCAUCCUGAUACACCUCAGCAACGGUCUGGACGAUCGCUCUGACCAGUGCAAGCGCGCAGCGGGCAUGGGCAUCGAGUCCGCGAUGGGGCAAUGGGACUCACACCGCUGGUCGGCGAAGGACCUCGACCUCCUGGAGUUGUGCGUACGCAAGAUGGCGACUGACCGCGACGCAGAGGUUCGCAAGACGGCGCGGCGUGUGUGGGCUUUGUUUUCAGAGUUGUGGCCCGAGCGUGUCGAGGACUUCACAAAUCCACUCACGCCCACUAUUCGCCGCUACCUCGAUAUCCCUGCGGAUGGUGGCCCCUCCAAGCCGAAGCCGCGUCCAGGGCUGCGACCACGGUUGCAGGCCGCUCAUGCCGAGGCCGAGUCAUCUCGCCACCAUCCGUCGGCUACACUGACACAGCCUGUAGGCGUGUCUCGCACCCGCCUCUCACAAGGUCCUGAGCCACACGUCCUCAUCUUCAAGCUUGGGGAAGUCUGA
This is a messenger RNA of Cutaneotrichosporon oleaginosum, 1046 nucleotides long. RefSeq lists its product as uncharacterized. The record is from RefSeq and is a predicted model, not a curated record. Gene Ontology annotation, cellular component: mitotic spindle; mitotic spindle midzone; spindle microtubule. Gene Ontology annotation, molecular function: microtubule binding. Gene Ontology annotation, biological process: mitotic spindle assembly. NCBI's taxonomy places the organism in Eukaryota, Fungi, Basidiomycota, Tremellomycetes, Trichosporonales, Trichosporonaceae.